UCUAUGUUUAUAUGCGGCAUGUGUUGAUGGCAGCCUCCAGUGACAGCAUGGAGAACAUGAACAGCGCUCUCUGUCAAAUAGCCACAGAAAAACUUACAAACACGCAUCUAACAACUUUGCAAACUGUGACGAAAGCUUUACGGGAUGAGCAGUUCAGAGCCAGUGUUGAGAGGGAGGUUCUUGGAAACCUCUUUGCAGUGCUGUCAAGACUUUCUGUGGAUGUUGUGCAUUUGAUUGAGAAGAUGGAUUCACAAGAAGAAGCAGAACAUUAUCUGUGCCUUAAACUUACUGCAGAAUGUUUCAGAGCGCACAGAAAUGCCUGUGUGCAAUGCACUCAAAACCAGUGCUGUCUAAGAGAUCUAGGCUGUAUCAAGCUAUCCUUUGAGAUUUUGGCCGGACUCCUCAAGAUUUCAUCAGGAGGUUCAAAUGACAUUUAUGAUGCACUUCGAUGUGGGAUUCAGUUUCUUGGUAACAUUGCUGUUGGAAACCAGCUUUGCAAAGAUGACAUCUGGGAGCUUGGUUUCCCGCACAUCUUUUGGGAUCUUUUGGUGCUCGCAGAUGAGAAAGCCGUUUCAUACACAUGCAUGGUGAUCCACACUUGUCUGGAUGAACACAAGACAGAGCGGCUGGCUAAAGACACACAGCAACUUAAAUUGUCCCUGAAGAUCAUGGACUUGUGCAGGACGUUGCCUGAUGUGGACUGGACGGUCUUUAUUGUCACUCAACACUUCUUCAAGUCGUCAGAGCUCAUUAGGAAGAUGUACACUGAAAUGACCAGUGAGGAAAGGCUCACACUACUGGAGCUGAUGUUAGCGCAGCUUGGUGUCGUUGAGGAGGAGAACUGUUUAAUGCCCCUGAGUGUUGCUCAGUUCUUGGCUUCCUGUUUCACUGAUCACUGCAAAGCUGUUCUCACUCUCAGCUCUGAAUCAUCAGACGACCAGGAGGCUAUGGUCGUCAUCAGGCUCUUAGACAUCCUUUGCGAGAUGACGUCUGACUGCAAGGAGUUUAUGGCCCUCCAGGAUCACUCUGACCUUUUGAGCGCAACAGUCGAUCUCUUGAAAGAGGUCCACUUACUGGGUAAAACUGGUGAAAAUGUGUUCACCGCAGCACACGAUUUCUCCUUGACAAGGCCAGGGGGCGCUGACACCCAUCCUGCCCUCAGUUUCAAAGCUCAUCUCAUUCGACUCAUUGGGAACCUGUGUCAUGGCCACGUUGCCAAUCAAGACAAGGUAAGAGAACUGGACGGUAUAGCUCUCAUUUUGGACAACUGCAGCAUCGACAGCAACAACCCUUUCAUAAGCCAGUGGGCUGUGUUUGCCAUCCGGAACAUCCUGGAACACAACCUAGAGAAUCAGAAGCUGAUACAAGGUCUUCGGAGACAAGGUGUGGCAGACGACACAAUGCUCAGAGAAAUGGGCUUCAGAGUGGAAGAAAGGGAUGGCAGUCUACUGCUCAGGCCCCUAAAGAAGGACCCUUAGUUGAUUAAGUAGAGCUGGGAGACUGCUAUCCCGGGACGCCCAUCCCCAUGCUAUAUUACACUCUGGAGAUGACUUAAAACGCCCACAACACACUGGGGUCAUUAAAUAUCCAAUCAGUAGUUGGGAGCACAAGGGGGUGGUCUGGGCUUUGUGUUCUCCACACAAGAGGAAAUCAAUCAGAGGAGCUUAUCUGAGAGGACUCAUGCUGAUGUCUGUGAUGCAUUUAGUGGUCUUUGAUUCCAACCCCCCCAAAGUGGGAUUCAAAUCCUAUGAAACAAGGAGAACCGUGUCUUCCUGGCUUUUCAGCUACUAAAGAGACUCUGCUGACCAACAGGGAGUAGAGGUUAAUCCUUAAUUCAGUGCAUUUUAUAGAGACCAGCCCGCCUCUUGAUCUGUACACAUAAAGUUCGUCUCUGAAUAGCCGUGAGACUCGGAACCUUCUUUUUGUAAGCUGACUUAAGAUUUUGUGCUUUAAAAUCGUGUUUGUUUACAAAGCCAUGCCAUUUCAACAAUUCCCCUAUUAUUUGAACAAGCUUCCAGUGUAGCUUGGUAGAUGAAGAUUACUGUAUGGUAAGGCUGUCUAUUUAACUGUAGUGCAUUUAUUAUAAUAAAAUAACACAAUGCAGUUAC
Molecule: messenger RNA, 2108 nt
Organism: Labeo rohita (rohu)
Lineage: Eukaryota; Metazoa; Chordata; Actinopteri; Cypriniformes; Cyprinidae
Gene: atxn10
Product: ataxin 10
Exons: 11
Coding region: 12-1478 (488 amino acids)
Biological process (GO): neuron projection development
Cellular component (GO): cytosol
Source: RefSeq, a predicted model, not a curated record